AUGGCCCCCUGGCUGGUGGUGUGCCUCGCUCUCUGCCUCUCCUUCUGGUGGCUGUGGAGGCACCUGGCCCUCCCAGGCUGCGGGACACGCCAUGCGGGGCCCCGGCGGGCCCCCACGGAGGGCGGGCACGGGGCCGCAGCCCGUCCGGGAGAGGAGACUGCCACACGGGUCGGGGACUGCCGGCUGUUCUGCAAGCCCUCGGCCCUGGCACACGCCCUGGUCGGGGCCUUCCGGCACUCGGCCGAGCUGGACGCCCGCCACUGGCUCUGGAAGGGCUGGCCGAGCCUGCAGACGGCCGUGCAGCUCCUCUGGCCCCCGGGCCGGCCGCUGGCGAUCUCCCGGGAGCACCUGCAGCUGCCGGACGGCGGCAUCGUCGCGCUGGACUGGGUGGGCGCCCCCCCGGGCCGGGCCGGGGCCCCCCACGUGCUGCUGAUCGUGCCGGGCGCGGCCGGCCAGGUCACCCGCGGCAUCCGCCAGCUGUGCCGCCUGGCCCUGCGGGAAGGGUGCUUCCCGGCCGUCUUCAACCGGCGGGGCCACAACGGCUGCCCCCUCACCACCCCGAGGCUGCAGCCCUUCGGGGACCCCGCGGACCUGCGGGAGGCCGUGGCGUACGUCCGCUUCCGGCACCCCUCCGCGCCGCUCUUCGCCGUCAGCGAAGGCUCCGGCUCCGGGCUGCUGCUCUCCUACCUGGGCGAACACGGGGCGUCGAGCGGCCUGGCCGGGGCGGCCUGCGUCUCCCCCGUGCUGAGGGCCCGGGCUUGGUUCGAGGCCGGCACCCCGUGGUGGCACGAAUGGAUCUCGCUGGCACUGCAGAGGAGACAAAUCAGCAGGUACGCCGAGGCCCUGCGAGGGGCGGUGGACGUGGACCGGGCGCUGGGCAGCCGCUCGCUGCGGGCCCUGGAAGAGGCGCUCUUCUGCCACGCCGGGAGCCCGGGCGCCACGUGGGAGGCCUACUGGGAGCGCAACGAGCCCCUGCGGGACGCGGACGAGGUGGCCGUGCCGGUGCUGUGCCUCUGCAGCGCCGACGACCCCGUGCGCGGGCCGCCGGGCGCCACCCUGCCCUGGGAGCUCUUCCAGAGCAGCCCCUACCUCUUCCUGCUGCUCAGCCCCCACGGCGGGCACUGCGGCUUCCUCGGGAGGCGCCUCGGGGAGUCGUGGGGCAACCCGGUGGCCCUCCGCUUCCUGCGGGCCGUGCUGGAGUUCCUCCGCCUGGAGGAGCAGCCGGAGGAGAGGCCGGGACGGAGGAGCUCGGCCCUGCCCCAUCGCCGCUGGCGGGGCACCCUUCCGAGCGCAGGGGCCGGGCCCCCUUCCCCGGAGAGCUUCAGCUGGCACCGCUCGUACACCCGCUGA
This is a messenger RNA of Varanus komodoensis (Komodo dragon), 1350 nucleotides long. It is a transcript of the gene ABHD15, whose product is annotated as abhydrolase domain containing 15. The transcript has 2 exons. The record is from RefSeq and is a predicted model, not a curated record. Bases 1 to 1350 code for a protein of 449 amino acids. Gene Ontology annotation, molecular function: short-chain carboxylesterase activity; monoacylglycerol lipase activity. Lineage: Eukaryota; Metazoa; Chordata; Lepidosauria; Squamata; Varanidae.